Messenger RNA from Rhineura floridana, 1989 nucleotides. It is a transcript of the gene SSB, whose product is annotated as small RNA binding exonuclease protection factor La. Bases 181 to 1407 code for a protein of 408 amino acids. Gene Ontology annotation, molecular function: RNA binding. The record is from RefSeq and is a predicted model, not a curated record. Gene Ontology annotation, cellular component: ribonucleoprotein complex; cytoplasmic stress granule; cytosol. Gene Ontology annotation, biological process: positive regulation of translation; RNA processing. NCBI's taxonomy places the organism in Eukaryota, Metazoa, Chordata, Lepidosauria, Squamata, Rhineuridae. The transcript has 12 exons.
CACCGCGGGAAAGGGGAAUGGCUGGGGAUUUGCAGCGCGGCGAAGUUCUGCCUCUAAGACCCGGAUGGGUUGUAUAUGUUGCAGUGUGUGGCGUGAUGGCAUCACACGGCCUGUUUUCUACAUAGAGAGAGAGUUGUACAGGGCCUGUACGCGCAGAAGGAAAUACCCAAGGUGGUGAAAAUGGCUGAAAAUGGAGAUAGUGAAAAUAUGUCUGACUUGGAAAGGAAGAUCUGUCAGCAAAUUGAGUACUAUUUCGGUGAUCACAACUUACCACGAGACAAGUUUCUCCAGGAGAAGAUCAAGCUGGAUGAUGGCUGGGUGACUUUAGAAACAAUAAUCAAAUUCAACAGGUUAAAUCGCCUUACAAAAGACUUUGAUGCAAUAGUGGGGGCAUUAAAAAAAUCAAAGACUGAACUUAUGGAAGUUAGUGAAGACAAAACUAAAAUCCGAAGGUCUCCAAACAAACCUUUGCCUGAAGUAACUGAACAAUAUAAGAAUGCAGUUAAAAGCAGAUCUGUGUAUAUUAAAGGUUUCCCACUAGAUGCAACCCUUGAUGAUAUCAAAGAAUGGCUAGAUUGUAAAGGCAAAGUUGAAAAUAUUCAGAUGAGGAAAACACUUCAGAAAACCUUUAAGGGAUCAGUAUUUGCAGUAUUUGAUAGUGUUGAAUCUGCCAAGCAGUUUGUUGAAACUCCAGGCCAAAAGUACAAUGACACAGAUCUUAUUGUACUUUUCAGGGAUGAUUACUUUGCAAAGAAGAAUGAUGAGAAAAAACGGAACAGACUGGAAGCGAAAGCAAAGGCCAAACAGGAAAAGGAAGAGAAACAGAAGCAAGCAGAAGAUGCUGAAAUGAAAUCUCUGGAGGAAAAGCAAGGAUGCUUGCUGAAAUUCUUUGGAGACCUAGAAGAUCAGACUUGCCGAGAAGAUCUCCAUGCAGUUUUCUCUGACCACGGUGAAAUUAAAUGGAUAGACUUUGUCAGAGGUGCAAAAGAGGGAAUCGUCCUAUUCAAGAGCAGUGCAAAAGAAGCGCUGGAUAAAGCCAAGGAAGCAAAUAAUGGGAGUCUGCAGCUGCGAGACAAAGACGUUACAUGGGAGGUGCUUGAAGGAGAUGCGGCAAGAGAAGCACUAAAGAAAAUCAUGGAAGGACAGCAAGAAUUAUUAAACAAAAAGAAAGGAAAAGGUCGCAAAGGUAAAGGAAAAGGUGGCAAGGGAUCUCAAGGUACACAGGACAGAAAAGUGAAAUUCCAAGGCAAAAAAACAAAGUUUGAGAGUGAAGAUGAAGAGGAGGGCGAAGAGAAUAAUAUAACAGAGCCUGCAAGUCCAAAGAAAAGACCACUUGAAGAGGCUGAAAAAGAAGAACCUGCCCCCAAACAGCUGAAAACAGAAAAUGGAGCUGGAGCUAUGGAAUAGUACUUCAGAAAGCAUUGAGGCUUUUAUCUUAAAGAAGUUUUAAAUCAUUCCUCCACUUUUUCCACAAGAGAAUCUAAUGAAGUCAACUUCAAUGUCCACCUGCAAAGAGCAUAAAAAAAAAUAACAUUUUAGAUUUUCUUUGGGAUUCCUGCUUAUUUAACAUUUUUAUAAUAGGUAUUUGAGUGAUAUCUGGCUGGUGUCCCAUUUGCUCAACUGACUUCCGUUAGCUCAUCUCCCCUUACAGCCCACAAACAUGCACUGGAGCAUUGGGGAGCUUCUAGUCAAAUUGGGGAUGGGGAUGGGAUGGAAUGUGGCAUGUCACACUGGAUAUUGCUGUAAGCAAUUGUUAUACAGCCAGACACCACCCUUUUGGGCCUGUGCAAACAAGCACACACUGCAAUCUAUUCUAUUGGUUGCAACAGAAUGCUUCUUUGAAGCCUAAUUUCAGCAAUUGGGAGCAGCAGGGCAGUGGGCAGGCCCCUGUGGGCACAUCUGCCCCGAGGGGAAGGCUAACAAAUGCCCUCAUUCAAACUGUACAAAAGCUGUAUUUAGUAUAUAUCAAAUAAACUUAACAUGCUUAAA